Molecule: messenger RNA, 1307 nt
Organism: Umbelopsis ramanniana AG
Lineage: Eukaryota; Fungi; Mucoromycota; Umbelopsidomycetes; Umbelopsidales; Umbelopsidaceae
Exons: 9
Biological process (GO): regulation of transcription by RNA polymerase II
Cellular component (GO): mediator complex
Molecular function (GO): transcription coactivator activity
Source: RefSeq, a predicted model, not a curated record
CAUGAAUGACGAGCGAUCACCGGUUGAGAACAUCAAAAAAGUUGAUGCUCUCUUAAAUACUCUUACUGAUAUUCGCGCGUCCGUGAAACAGUUGUUCCAAGUAACAACCGAAGAAUCACGAGCAAUUGACUUUCCACAAAUAUUCAACGAGAGACUACGUGUAGUCAAAGGUGUCAUUGGAAGAUUUUCAAGCGAAGCAGAAAGUGCACAAGGAGCUUUAGAAUACGCACACAACCUUUCAGCAACAAAGACUUUCGAUCUUAGCACCAUUGUUGGAGAUGAGCCUGUUGACGGCAUGGACUUCUUGAACGAUGAGAUGCAAGUCAAUGAUGCUGGAGAAAGCAACAAGGAAUUUGGUAUAGCGCUAAAGAAAAAUGCGUCAUAUCUUUUAAGAGAAAUGACCACUUCCACACCAUAUACUCUGAAAAGGCUUAAUGAUAUAACUGACGACAGGGACGCAAAACGAAUAGAUUCAAAGACGGAAGGAAGCUUGGUAUCAAAUGGGUUGAUCAAAGCAUUUGUAAAUGACUGGAUCAAAACAAGUCCAAUUUCCAAAUAUGCGGAUAUACAAUAUGCAGUAGAGGAGAGCACUACACUGACUGGAUCAGCAUGCUGUCUCAAGAUAUCCAUCCCACACGUUUUAUGUGCAUAUCUGAGCAUACAAUUCGACGAGGGAAAGCAUAGUGUUGUAUUCGAUAAUUUUUGUGUUGUCGCUUACCGGGAAGAUAAACCAUUAUGGGAGCGAUCUGAUUACGCUGUGUUUGAGAAAAUUAAUAUUUUAGCCAUGGAAAAGUUGGAUGAGAUGGCAAAAAGCAACGCACAAGAUGCAGUUUACUCGGUGCUGAACUGGAUUUCAAGUUAUAACGAUCUGUUCACCGCCACAUGUCAUAAAUGUCAAAAACGAUUGCUUUUCAACUCUCCACAGUUUAAGUAUUUACCACCAACCCUGCGUAUUCUUAAGCAAUCGGAAAAUGAUGAAUCAAUUGAAUGGCUAUCAUACCAUAGUAAAUGUAUUUAAAUAGAAGCACUAUAAAGCACUUAAACACCAUAUUGCGAACAACGAGGAAAUGCCUACUAAAUGCGUAAUACCUUUCAAUUGGUUGAAGUGGCCACUUUAAUAUUAUUUUGUCUUUGGAGGCAUAUCAUCCAACCGGUGAACAAUAUGCGUAUCAUAUGUGUACGCUCGCCAAUGUACUGGUUAAAUAUUUUAUUGAUUACUGCCAGCCUUUUGUUUUUUGUAAAUGACCUCUUCUUUUCCUUCUUUCUGCGCUGCAUAGCGAGCAGCGUUAAAUAGGAAAUCGCUCAAU